Molecule: messenger RNA, 9441 nt
Organism: Hypanus sabinus (Atlantic stingray)
Lineage: Eukaryota; Metazoa; Chordata; Chondrichthyes; Myliobatiformes; Dasyatidae
Gene: cyb561d1
Product: probable transmembrane reductase CYB561D1
Exons: 3
Coding region: 64-786 (240 amino acids)
Molecular function (GO): transmembrane monodehydroascorbate reductase activity
Source: RefSeq, a predicted model, not a curated record
GCCGUCUGGAAGUGACGUAACCGGGAGUUGAGCGCGGACCGGGUUCGGGGCCGGGGCGCUGGGAUGCGGAGCUCUCAGUGGCUGUCCGAGCCCCUGGGCGCCAGGGUCGGCCAGGCGGGCCACGGCUCUGGAGCGCGGCGCUGCGGCCUCUACCUGUGUCUGAGGAAGACGGCGGGAGCGGCGGCCCACCUGAGUGCACUGGGGCUGAGCAUCUACGUGGGAGUGCUGAGCCGCCUGGGAACCAGUCGUUUCUCAUGGCACCCAGCCUGCAUGGCUGUAGCAGUCUGCUUUUGUAUGACUGAAGCCAUUCUGAUCUUCUCAAUGGACAGCUCCCCAUUUUUUUGUUGCUCAGUUAAAGCCAAAGUGCGACUUCACUGGAUGAUGCAAGUUCUUGCUGUGAUCAUUGGUUCCAUUGGCCUCAUUUUCAUUGUUUCCAGCAAGAACAUCUCCGAGUCCCCACACCUUACCUCUUGGCACAGCAUCCUUGGAAUCGGGACUGCGAUUGCUGUUUGUGGUCAGUUGCUGUGUGGCCUCUGCCUUUUGUUUCCAAAGUUGAUCAAUGCCUACUCAGUGACCAGGCUGCGACUUUACCAUGCCACCUGCGGUCUAGUGGCUUACCUGAUGGGGACGGCUACAGUAAUGCUGGGCUUGUGCUCUGAUUGGUUCAAAGCCCAGGUUAAUGUGAUUUUGUGGUACUCAUGCUUAAUUGUUCCACUGAUUCCAGCUCUCGUUAUUAUGAACCAGGUCAAUAAUGGUUACUUGUCCAAGAAGAAAAUAGUGAUUUAAUGUUGGAUCAACAUCAACAUUGUGUUCAUAGCACAACAAUCACAGCCAAUGUGUCCAGAAAAGAUGAGCUUGAGAGAUGAAUUUGGAGCUAAUUCUGUGAUUGGUUUGGGCAAAUACUGAGCAAAACUGGCUACAAGAAACCUUUUAAAAUUCCUUUUUCCUUCACCUCCGUAUCAUGUCCACAUCUAUACUAACAAAUUAAUGAUUCUUUUUCAACAUUGUCUAAUCUCCAUUCCUGCUCCCUGUGGGCUCUCAUUAGUCUUUUUUACAGACGAUGCCAGACUUUGUCUGGAGUUCUGUAGUUCGGUGAAUGCAGGGCAAAGAGUAAAUUUAUGGACAUGCUAUCUCCAGCUUGGUCAUGGAAUGAAUGGACUGUCCAAGCAGGAAGAAAAAACUUUAAAUCAUUAAAAAUGCAUAUAUAGCUUAAAACAUUUAUUUUUAUAUUUCUAAAUCCUUUUAGCACCAAUGAUGGAAAUACUUCUGUAUAAAUCAUAAUCAAUAUGAUCCAAAGAUGUAUUAUUUAAGCAAUGGUGUAUAUGUUAAUAUUUUUAUGUUUACACCAUCUAAUGGUUCUGUGUUGUAUUCAUUAUAGGCAUCAUGUGAAACUAUACCCCCAGAUUCUUAGUCUUUUCCUCUUGUGCUAUAUGCAGACUCUGGAAAUUUUGUUCUAAUAUUUGUCUCUGGGUAGUAAGGUGUGCAGUAUCUUUAGGGUGACAUUGUAGGAUCUUUAUACAUUUUCAUGCUGAACAAAUGUUGCUGAUUGGCGUGAAUUUGUAAAUUUAAAAGUAUUUUGGGAUCUUCAAAAUUUUUAAUAGUAGAACCCAUCACUGUAUUGAAACUAGUUGAACUUUAUCUUUUAUUUUAGUACAAACAAUGUAAGAUCAAAAAUCUAAUAGAGGUUACCUUAUCUGAGGGCUGAAUGACCUGAUGUGAGCUAUAAAAUAGCUUUGCAAAUAUAUUCCCACAACUUUACCUGCUGGGAUGCUAAAGGAUGAAAUCCUCAGGUUGCUUGUGUAGAAUAGCAGGUAGCUAAAUAUGUCAGAGGCAAAAUUAUUCAGGUUAAAUCUUAUGUAAGCUGGUCAAAUAUACCAGUGGCUAUGCAAAAUUAUUUUAUGCUAAAAUUUUAUCAAGUUUUAUAAUAGACUUAACAUUCAAGUGCUGCUAACAUAUUUGGAAUUUUGAUUAAUCCACCUCUGCUUGCUUGUUUCUGGUUCAAAUUACUUGAGUGAGUGUGGUGAUAAACUCAAUACAGCUUCAGUUAUUAUCAUGACACAAUUUGGCCCUAAUUUCACUUUACUAAUCGUUGGUCUGAGAAGUGGCAGUAAGGAAUACAUUUUUGAGAGCUUGUUUGAAAGCCCUAACAUCUGCUUCCUCAGAAGUAUUCUUCAUUGUUUUCUUUAUGAUGUAAACCAUUGAACUGGGCAGCUUGAGUGUAUUUGAUAUAUAUGCCCUAAGUCAAAUCAUUUUUCUUUUUUUUUCCAACAAUGAUGCUCUUGAAUGACUGAAAUAUUCCUGAAAAAUGAAAACUUGUUAUUGGGUGCAAUCAUUUUUUCUCUACUUAUUCACCAUCUAUUUCUAUUCAAUAUUUCGCUUUAAAUGGUAGUGGACUUAUGCUAAAGUUACCAUUAGUGAUGCAGUGGACCAAAAUCAAAUUCUAGGCUAAAGUUGAAAUAUUCAGUGGUUUGCACUCCAGUUGGAUUGAGCACUUCUGGCGUGUUUAACCAGUUCAUUUAGAGAAGGUUGCUCGGUGAAGGGUCAUGAAUUUUCUGAAAAGCAGAUUAAUUAUUUUGCACUAUCUGGUUUCUGACACUAGAUGUCACUGUUUCACAGUAUUUUAAACAUACCAGCCAUAUGCAUUACAGGAUGUCAUAUGGAGCUUUGUGUAUUAUCUGUGAAUUUUUCUUGUACUCGGCAUAAUUUUAAUUUUUGACUAUAAUAAGAUGGUACCCCUUUAUCAUGCAUGAUAAAAAUCACAAUGGGUGUGAAAAUAAUGUGCACUGUAAAAUUGAACAGUAAUACUUUUGUCAGAAUCUUUGUUCUUGGUGAUCUCAAGGCCAUGUGACAUAGUACUUAUGAAGGGACCUCAAAUUUGUACAUGUACAACAAGGCAGUUGGUAUCUGAAAAAUGCAAAUGUUGGAAGUUAUGUCAUUACCAAAACAUGUUUUCUGCCAAUAUUUAGUGUCUAAAAGUGAGACAACAAACAAAAAAGGGAUAUUGUGUGUAUGUGUAAUGGAAUCAAGGUAUAUGUGCAUAGUAUAUGAAUGUAAGAUAUCAUAAACCCAGAUGGUUCACUUCUAAUCAUCUGCCUUGAAGUACAUAUCAGAUGACAAUUGUCAAGGAAGGUGCAGUAAGUCUUGGUACAUAAAUAUAAGUUUUAUAUUAUAUUGCUUCACUAAGGUCUUUAAUUUGAAUUAAUGUUUUCAUUUUUGCUUUGGCUUACAUGAUUUCCAUCAAUUAAGAAAUGGGGUGCCACAGUAGUGCGGCAGUGAGCACGACACUAUUACAGGUUGAGGUGUCGGAGUUCAGUUCUGGCAUCCUCUGUAAGAAGUUUGUAUGGACUUCCCGUGAGUGUAUGGGUUUCCUCCAGGUGCUUUGGUUUCUUCCCACAGUCAAAAGAUGUAGUGGUUAGCAGGUUAAUUGAUCAGUGUAAAUUCUCCAGUGAUUAGGUUAGGAUUAAAUAAGUGGGUUGCCGAGAGGUGCAGCUCGUUGAGUUGGAAGGGCCUUGUUCUGUGCUGUAUCUCUAAAUAAAAAUAAAUAAAUAUAGUUUAUGUCACUUGAGACCAAGCCAAAAGCUGAGAAGUGAUAACUUGAAAGAAAAGUCUUCUGUAUGUUAUUUAUGAAGUGUGCUGAUGCUGGGUUGCCGCAGGACAAUUGUGAGAUUUGUGGUUCAUUUUAUGUGUUCUUGUUGAGAAAGAAAUAGAGGAAAUCACCAAGAGGUCCUCAAAUAAUGCCACAGCACUACUCUUGAGAGUUAGUAUGGUAUGUUGGUUUGAUACUUUGCUUCAUUAACCUGAAGGUUAUGAAUGAGGAAGGUUGUAUUAUUUAUCUAGAGUGACCUGUACCACAUCCACGCUUUCUGACCUGUACGCUGGAACUACUACCUUCACCAUUCCAAACAUUAUAUCUAACUGCUGUGUAAAUGGCUAUCAGGCUUUUAGCUAUACAACUUUAUUUUAGAGUCUAUUCACACAAAAACAAAAUGAUAUACAGUGGAUUCUGCUUAAUUGGGACCAGUACAUUUUGGCUCAAUUAGCCAAAGUUUCAUGGAAAUAGUUGAAAAGGAAUAACAAAGCAGAGUAACAAAUUAUGUAUUUAAAUGAAAUGCAGAACAAUGCCAAAACUACUUUGGUACAUUAAAACUGUAUUGGUUCCUAAUAGUUAUCAAAGGAGAAAUUCAUUCAGUAUAUGCUGACAUGUUCUUUUGAUAGACUAUAAACAAAAUCAGUUCAAACACCUAGUGCAGAUAAUGGACUGCCUUCAAACAGUACUUUUGACAGUUGUAUCCACCAAAUCUUUAUUUUAAUUGUAUCAUUCAAGACUGUCAAUACCUUCAAAUUCUUUGUAGUUCCUAACUUGUUGAAGUAGUGAAAUCAUUUCAUUUCACACCCAGUCGUUUCUGGUAUUUCCAAGACUGAAUGCUUGAAAUCGCAGUGAGCAAAACUCUUCUGAAUUGUCUUACUGUUUAUUGCUUGUCAACUAUCAGUGGCAAAAAUCACUGCUUUUUGAGCAUAAGCACUCAAGUGACACUAUUUAAAAAAUGUUCAGUUUAAGCAUGAUGUAGUGUUCAAUAGCCACUCAAUGGGUACGUGACUGAUGCUAGUUAGAAAAUGUUUAACAGCAGUCUUCUGCCCCAAUUUAAGCAGUUUAGCGUUCCAGAUAAAUGAAGGGAAUCCCAGCUAUUGCCCCGAUUAACUGAUGGCCCAAUUAACCAAAAUCUACUGUAUUUUAAAUAUUAAUACAAAAUAUAAAUUCUUCCCCCUGGAACCCAUUGAGCUUCCUGAUAAUUCAAAAUGUAUUUGAUUUAGCAAUGAGUCAAUCAGUUCAUAUGACUUAUUCUAUUUUAAUCUCCCCUCUGAAAUUAAAAAUAAUUCUAAAAUAUAUAAAAUUUGUGAAGUUCUGCUAUACCAGCCAUCUGUUAGUGCCUAUAUGAAGCACUGGCUGAGCUGCACCAAGUGAGGUAAUAGUUCAAUCCGUGGUCUGUGAAGAGUCAGCUUUUCCUUGACUAGAUUGGCUGUUUGAAGCAGCAGCUAUCAGGUCAGGACAUGAACAAUCAUUGUUCAUUUGAUCCUCAAGGAAAUGUUUUACCUAUAGAUAGAACCAAUACCAGCUGUGGCUUGAAUAGUCUGUCAGGGACUGUCACGAUCAAUUGUAAGAACUCUGAGAGAAAUAAAAGCUGCGCAUGCACAAAGCUGUUUUGUCUGAACACUCUUGAGGCAAGAGAAAGGCAUCACAGGCACCAUUUCAAUAUUUGAAGUUUGGCUAUGCCAGGAAACAUUUUCCGUGUAUAGUAGCCGAAUCCAGCAAGUUUCUUCCCCAGAAAGGGCAUAUGUGCAAGGGAUCACUAGUUUCAAGCACAUGUACUGGGUUUUAUUAAGGGGCAGGGUAAUCAGAAACCAUUUCUUAUUUGUAUAACAUAUGAGAUAUUUAAGUUCUAUUUAUUGAACAUCUUUGUUGUUUUAACCAUACUGAGGGGGAAGGGUCUUCGAAGUGGUAGAAUGGUUUGUGGAGCCUGUUACUGAUUAAUGUUUGUAUAUUUAAAAGUAAGACAUUUCUCAAUUUACAGUAAUAGCUUGCAUAAGUAAAUUAGGCAGUGGUGCUGUGAGUUCUAAUGGAAGUAUGUUAUUGCACUGGAAGUAGCCAGAUAUUGUUCCUCUUUGCACCUUGUGGUACAUUGGGUGGCAACUUUGCAGUUUCUUUAGCACUAGAUAUGAGUCUCCCAAAUGGUGCAAUACUUAGGAUGUGAGUUUUCUUGAAAGGUAAUGGACUUGAAGCUGCUUUAGGAUAUGCAUAUUUAAUUAAAUUUAUAGUGAGGUUCUUUUCAAUUUCCCCUUUUACAUAAAAUUGCAAUGAUUAUAUGUCAAUCACCACUGAACAACUCUUCUACAGCACAUUUCCAAAUACUUUCCAUAAACGGGACAAGGAAUAAGUCACCAAAUGCCCUUCAUUGCAAGUGAAAAUGGAAAUGAUAUUUCAGGGUGAACUUCUGUGCUGAUUCAAUCAUCAGCUGUAAGAUUUCUUCAUUCUUUUUAAACUCAGGUUACCUUUUGGUGUCUUCAAGCAUUUAAUUUUAGCUGUUCCCUUUAUACCCUUUGAAAGUUGAUCAGUCACACCUGUACAUAGAACAGUACAGCACAGAACCGGGCUCUUUGGCCCACAAUGUUGUGCUGACCCAACUAAAAAGUAAAUUUUUGAAAGAAAACCAAUCCCUCCUACUACACAAUAUCCACAUCCUUUCAUCUUCCUCACAUUCAUGUGCCUAUCUAAGCGACUCUUAAGAGCCUCUGUUAUAUUUGCACCAUGCCAGGCAUCCACCACUCUCUGAGGAAAAAACUUGCCCCUCACAUUACCUUUGAAUCUAGCCCCUCUUGCCUUCAAUGCAUGCCCUCUGGUAUUAGACAUUCAACCCUGCGUAAAAGAUACUCCCUGUCUACUCUGCCUUGCAUUUCAAUUCAUAAAUACCACAGUCCCUGCAAAGUCACAAUCAUCAUGCAGUUUACAGUUUUGGAGGUGAAAAGAAUAGAAAUGUCAAUUUUUUUUUGAAUUAUUUUCAGCAGAGCACUCUGUGUAAAAAUUAUUUGCUACUAAAUACAUUUAUUUCAGGUUAAGAAGAAUAUUGGGUGAUGGUGGUUGUUUUUGUCUAGGUGUCUUGCUGCUGGCUGCCUACAAUCUGCCUGGAGAAAUCCUAGUUUAUUUUGGAUCUGUCUUGAUCAACAUUAAAGGUGCUUUAAUGUUAGAGCAACUUUUGAUUCUGACUCCAUGGGUCUACCCUCACUCCUAGUUACUUUUCAGUCUAUCCUGGCUUAAUUUAUUGGACUAUAGUUUUGGUUACAUUUCAACUGUUUUCACUACUGAGUAUGUACUGAGUGUUCUGCUUUUUACAGACCAAGUGAAACUCGGUCUUUUUUACAUUUACACAGGUGAAGGGCUUGAGGUAAAAGGCUGCAGGAUUUUAAUGACUUCAGCCAUUCUAGAAUAGGAUCAACAAUGAAUGUAUUGUUGAUGAAUGUACAAUUUACAGUCAAUUCACCUGGAUUCAGCUUGACUCCUUUGCCCUCCACCUCUCUGAGGUGUAGAUGGCAGUAUUAAAAAGGAUCAGCGGUAAUGAUUUUAUGUCAUACUGCAAUCCCCUUGCUUGAUCCUGAUGAAGGGUCCCAAUCCAAAACGUCGACUGUUUAUUCCUUUCCAUAGAUGCUGCCUGACCUGCUGAGUUCCUCCAGCAUUUUGUGGGUGUUUCCUUUGCUUGAUGUCCUUCCUGAUAUUAAUGGGGCAGUCUUUUUCUCAUUUACAUCUGUCACGUAUUUGCAUCUGUGCACAAGAUCAGCAAAUUUUGGGGGGAGCUGCUUACAUCCGAGAGUUUUUAACAGCACUUUAUGUCUUACAGUAUUUUAUGUUAAUGCCAGAUCUAUAAAAAUAAUUGUCAAUUGUUUAUGGAUUCUUUUGGAUCUUGCAUAUAAUGUCUUCUGGUAUAGUAAUAUUCUUAUUGCACUCAGUACCAAAAAAAAGACACCUAAAAUUGAUGUUAACUUACUAAGCCUCUUCAUUGGAAUUUCCAUGAAGAAGUAGACCCAAAGGUAAUAAGCCGUUAGUUAUCAGUAUCUUCCAGCAACUCUGAAGACAGCAUGACUUGUUUUCAGUGCACUUGGAAUGGCAACUCAGCCAUAGAAGAGUCUCAGAAAGAAGUUUAAUCUUCCAGAGUGUAGAAGGAGUGUAUGAUUUAAGAAGUCAGAGGGCAUUAGUGUUCCUAUGAGCCUGUCAUUUGUGGGUUUGGGAGGUGUUGGUGAGCAACAUUUUAAAGAAAUAGUGUGCUAUGGCUUUGAUACUUUGAUAGAGGAUGUGAAUGUAUAUGCAAGUGACUGAUUUGUCUAAACAAUGCCAAGUUUUUUUUAUAUAUUAAGGUUUGCGGCCAGGAGCAAAGAUACGCAGAGAAUCUCGUGAUUGUGUUUAUGAGAAUGGAUGUGGAAACAACAGUUUCAGCAAUAAAUCUUUUAAUUUAAAACAUUUCUUAAGCAUCUUUUGAUUAAGCAUGAUUUUGAUUAGUAGGAUCCUCUGGAAUCAGUCACUCUGCCAAUCUGUGUAUGGCCAAAUCUCUGAGAGUGAGUUAUGGGCUAGCUAAUGUAUUUUAAUCUGACUUAAUGACAAGUCUUGCUACUCUGAACUAGGGACACCAUCUGCACAUUGUAGAUGCUUGGUGCUUGAUCAGAUGUCUGUGCUUCAGUAUUGUCAACUUGAGCAAGGACUAUUGUAGUACUCAGAUUCAUUUAUUUAUACCAUGUACAUUGAAACAUACAGUGAAAUCUUCGUGUUAACAGCCAACAGAGCCAGCCCACAAGUGUCACCACACAUUCCGGUGCCAGCAUAGCAUAUCCACAAUGUUUAGCAGAAACUAUGUUCCUUAGUAUUUUCAUAGAGACCAGAACCAUACAGGUAUGCCUGUAGUUGAGCAGGCAACAGGGUCCAGAUUUGACUGUGCAUCAUACUCUUGGCACAUCAGCUUAGAUUAUCUGCUGUAGUCUCUAAGGAAGACUGCAGGUUCCAGUGCCCUCAGUGAACCACAACUAAUCUUGUCUAGUUCCAACCUUCGUUUCAGGAGAGUGCGACCACAGGAACUUCAAUUUUACUUGCUUCACUAUAAAAUCCAUGGUAUAGAUAGAUAUCCCAGAGGAAAUUACAGUGUCACAGUAGCAUUGCAAGUGUACAGAUAGACAAAUAUUAGAAGAGAAGUAUUUUAAUGCACCACAUGACCAAAAUGCAAGCUGGGUCUUGUUUUCAUUUUUCUUGGCACAAAAUAUUUAAAAUAGAAUUUUGUGUUAGCUUGGAUACAAUGAAAGACAUGAUUACAUAUUUAGCCAUCUGUUGUAUUUACAAGAAUUACACGUACAUCUGUGUGCAUGUGCGCAUAUUGAAUUUAUUUUUCUACUCAAAAUGUCAAUCCCAAAGUGUUUUUGAUUUAAAUAAUGUCCUUCUCAAUGCUAUUAUAUAUGCUCUGCAACUGCACCUGUUCUUCCAAAUGUAAUGUUGUGCAAUGUGACUUAUCACAUCAAGCCUCCACAUAACAUUUAAAAAUUAUAGCUAGUACACAUUUUCUUAUAUUUAGAGUGUUUCUCAGUAAACUAUGCUAAAAUGCACUGUAAAUAAGAAAAUAUGUGCUGUUUUUGGCACAACAAAGGACCUAUGUACAAUAAAUAUAUUGUUGAAGUGUUGGAUGAACUUUGAUCAGGAUCCCUUGUCUCUUAAGAUAGUAUGCUUUGCUCUCAGGUUUUUAAACUUGUUCAUGGAUUAUUGCAAUUCUGUUCUAUUUUAUUCCACAUUAUUACGUCGUUUUGUUGUCAUACUAGCUUGAUGAAAAUGCACUAUAUGUUCUAACAAAUGGAAUUGUGAUCAUCUAAACUCUGCUUUUUUAAUAAAAAUGUUUUUAUUGAAUUGACACAAAUGUA